AUGGCUUCGUACGAGAAAAUGUUCAACACGGUUGUCUCUUACGUUGCAGGGACGAACGUUGUAAGAAAUUAUGAUAUUGGAGAACAGGUUGCGUCGGCCGGUCUUUGGAAGAUCUACGCCGGCACUAAGAAGACAACCGGUCAAAAGAUGUUUGAGAAAAAAAUUAUAGAGAAUCCUUUGCGGAAAGGAUAUGAACGGAAGGAAUCUGAACGGGUGUAUCAAGUUUUGAAAAGAGAGGCAAGUCAAUUAGCACGUCUUCGGCAUCCAUCUCUUCUCGAAAUUGCCGAACCGGUAGAUGAAUCUCGAACAGCCAUCACGUUUGCUACAGAACCUAUACUUGCGUCGUUAACGAAUUUACUUGGAAAUUAUGAUAAUUUGUCACCAAUUCCCGAGGACAUUAAAAAAUUCGAGAUGGACGAAUUGGAGAUCCAAAAAGGCUUGCUCCAAGUCGGGAAAGGAUUGCAGUUUUGUCAUAACGAUGCAAAGAUUAUUCAUGCGAACCUAGUGCCAGAAGCUAUUUUCGUGAAUGCUAAGGGUGACUGGAAAAUAGGAGGAUUUGGCUUUAGCACUUCAUUGAGCAGUCCAGAUCUCGCCUCAUCAGCAUACGAAUACCCUGAUUACGAUUCACGGAUACCUUUUUAUGCACAGAAGAAUCUUGAUUAUAUGGCGCCCGAGUAUGCUCUGGAUGAAACAAUUGACUUUGCCAAUGACAUGUAUGCCCUUGGCUGUCUCAUAUACGCUGUGCAUAAUCACGGUAUGCCUCCGCUGAAGCAUCAUAACAGUUUACAUACAUUCAAAAAAAACAUGGAACGACUGUCAUCAUUGAGUAUGGACAGCUUGCCUUACCAUCUUCAAGACGUAAUGACGAGCCUUUUGACGCGGUUUCCAUCACAGAGAUUGACUGCAGAACAGUUUCAAACUAGCAAGUACUUUGACAACAUUCUGGUGUCAACUGUCAAGUUUCUCGAGAGUUUUCCGGAAAAGACGGCAGACGAUAAAGCUAAUUUCAUGAAGGGAUUAAUAAGAAUAUUACCACAAUUCCCAGAGCGGGUAUUAGUAAGAAAGAUCAUGACUUGUCUCCUCCAAGAGCUCAAAGAUCACAGUCUACUUCCCUUUAUUUUACCCAACAUAUUCUUUAUAGUUCAGAAAAUGACGCAAGACGAGUUCAUGACAAGAGUUUUGCCAUCAUUUAAAUUUGUUUUUACUGUUCAUGAGCCAAUGCAGAACAUGAUAACAUUACUGGACAAUAUCAAGCUAUUACAGCAGAAAACAACACUAGUCACUUUUAAAGAAGACGUGAUGCCGUUGGUUUAUCAUGCCUUGGAAACAAAAUCACCUCAAAUACAAGAAAAAGUAUUGAAAAUUAUACCUACUAUAUGCGAAUCAUUGGAUUAUACGACUGUCAAAUCAUCUUUAUUCUCGAGAAUACAGAAUUUGUUUGCUCAUACAACGAUUUUGGCCAUUAAAGUUCAGACACUGAUAUGUUUCCAUGCUUUACUCAAAGUGUUAGAUAAGUUUACGAUGACAGAAAAAUUAAUACCGCUUCUAAAGAACAUCAAGACUAAAGAGCCUACUGUAGUGAUGGCUACAUUGACAGUAUUCGAAGAAAUGAGUAAAUUUGUUGACAAAGAUAUCAUGGCCACUGAGAUACUUCCUCAGUUAUGGAAAUUGUCUGUCGGUCCUACAUUAAACCUCUCACAGUUUCAACGAUAUAUGAAAGUUAUUAAGGAUAUGGCUGCCAAAGUAGAAGAGCAGCAUGCACGACAACUGGCAGAUAUAAAGAGCUUAGAGACACGCACCAAAGAUUUCUUGGAAGGCGGAAACGAAAAAUCCGCAGAUAAUAAUACGAUUCCUGUUGAUUUUGAGAAACUCGUCGGUUCCAGCGUGAAUUUCACCAGCCACUCAUCUAAUAACACGUCAAAGACAUUAAACGAAAUAAUACCUGAUCCAUUCAAUUCUCCGCUCAAUCACAAGUUAAAAACACCAUCCCCUGAUCCGUUUAAUUCUCCGCUCGAUCAGAAGCUACAAAUACCGCCUCCUGAUCCAUUUAAUUCUCUUCUCAGCCAGAAGUUGCCAAUGAACGUUCUCAGUAAUUCGUCUGUCGCAACGCCGUUUCCACCGAUAGGAUCGCAGUCGUCGAACCGACCCAAUUCAUCGGGUACAUCAUUGAAUCAACAGAACAAGAUCUCUGAUAGCAAUCGGCAAUCGACAGGAGUAAAUUAUACCGGCGGCAUAUUGCAGCCUGUCCCAUGGAAUGCGAAUAACAAAACGAACACUAAUGGUAAUAAUAGUAGUACCUCGACUACCGGUCGGAAAGAUUACUCUAAUUUCGAUCCAUUCGCAGAAUCGUUUUAA
This is a messenger RNA of Paraglomus occultum, 2355 nucleotides long. Lineage: Eukaryota; Fungi; Glomeromycota; Glomeromycetes; Paraglomerales; Paraglomeraceae. The record is from the annotation of a GenBank genome assembly.